AUGUUGAACCUGACGGAAGAUCCAAAGCUGGACUCAACAUCUUCCAACGAGAUAUCCAUACAAAAUAUAUCAGUUUCCGAUCAUAUCAAUGGCUUUCAAUACACAGCCGAUAAUAAAUCCGAUAGCUUUGUUCUCGACUUGGAAGGUUUCUCUCAUGGAGGAUCCAAUAAAGAAAUCACUCAGAAUUCAAGAUUUACAAGAAGUCUUUCUCGUAAAGGGUCUCAGAGUGGAGGGGAUAAGAAGAUUAUAAGUUACAGUUGUACAAAUUCAUAUUGUAAAUCCUCUCUCAAUGAUAAAGAUGCUUUUGUUGCCACCUCCCCGAGAGGGUCUAGCACGGCUGAAAAGCCGGUGACGGCCACUGUAGUGUCAACUGAUAUGGCCAAAAAUCCGCUAGUUCAUCAUCAGAUCACCAUUACAACUGGCAAUACCACCGCUGCAACCGAGAGCAGAUUCAAUCUCCGGAGAAACAAUUCCCGACGAUAUGCUUCCCCAUGGAUUUUCGAUCCCAAAAGGAUUAUCUUUCUCUUUACCACACUAUCGAGCAUAGGAACGAUUUUGCUGAUAUAUUUCACAUUGUCGAUUUACAAAACGAAUGGAGAUGGGGAUGCUUUCGAUUAGGACGUAGCCGGGGACUGUACUCACCAACUUACUGCUAACUAAAAGCAACAUUGCAGCAUGACAUACACAUGGCAGCUGAAACCGAAAACCGAUGGGAGUGAUUGAGAAUGAAAAGGAAGG
Hibiscus syriacus is the source of this 738-nucleotide messenger RNA. RefSeq lists its product as uncharacterized. The coding region runs from base 1 to 618 and encodes 205 amino acids. The record is from RefSeq and is a predicted model, not a curated record. The transcript has 5 exons. Lineage: Eukaryota; Viridiplantae; Streptophyta; Magnoliopsida; Malvales; Malvaceae.